CCCCCUUUUUAACCACACACCGAAUUUUCUUUCAUUUAGGCGAUCUAUAUAUAAAUAUAUAUCCAUAAGCUGUAGAGAAAGUAGAUCUGCUUCGGCUUGCCCCCCCUUUUUCUAUAUAUAAAAAAUCAACAACCAACCGCUAAAAUUUGGGGGGGAACAGCUUUCGCCCUGGAGCGGUGCGCGAUGUUAUCACACGCCGACCUCCUGGACGCCCGGCUCGGAAUGAAGGACGCCGCCGAGCUGCUGGGCCACCGGGAGGCGGUGAAGUGCCGCUUGGGCGUCGCAGGCUCGGAGCCCGGAGGCCACCCGGGGGACCUGGCGCCCAACUCGGACGCGGUGGAAGGGGCCACGCUGCUCUCCGGAGAGGACAUCACCACGGUGGGUUCGACGCCGAGCGCGCUGGCCGUCAGCACCAAAGACCCCGACAAGCAGGCCGGGCCGCCGGGAGGGCAGAACCCCAGCCAGGCCGGACCGCAGCAGGGCCAGCAGAAGCAGAAACGGCACCGGACGCGCUUCACGCCGGCGCAGCUCAACGAGCUGGAGCGCAGCUUCGCCAAGACUCACUACCCGGACAUCUUCAUGCGCGAGGAGCUGGCUCUGCGCAUCGGCCUCACCGAGUCGCGAGUCCAGGUCUGGUUCCAGAACCGACGGGCCAAGUGGAAGAAACGCAAGAAGACCACCAACGUGUUCCGCGCCCCCGGCACGCUGCUGCCCACGCCAGGGCUGCCCCAGUUUCCUUCCGCCGCCGCCGCCGCAGCGGCCGCCAUGGGCGACAGCUUGUGUUCCUUCCACGCCAACGACACGCGCUGGGCCGCGGCCGCCAUGCCGGGGGUGUCGCAGUUGCCCUUGCCGCCGGCUCUGGGCAGGCAGCAGGCCAUGGCGCAGUCCCUGUCGCAGUGCAGCCUGGCGGCGGGCCCCCCGCCCAAUUCCAUGGGCUUGUCCAACAGCCUGACGGGCUCCAACGGCGCCGGCCUACAGUCGCACCUCUACCAGCCCGCUUUCCCUGGCAUGGUGCCCGCUUCCCUGCCAGGUCCCAGCAACGUGACGGGCUCGCCGCAGCUCUGCAGCUCCCCGGACAGCAGCGACGUGUGGCGGGGCACGAGCAUCGCCUCCCUCCGCCGGAAAGCGCUGGAGCACACAGUCUCCAUGAGUUUCACCUAAUGGCGCCCCCGCCUUCCCAGCCAGCAGCCUCUCCCAGCCGCGCCUCCCGUUUUCCCGCCUUUUCUUCACCUCCGUCCGGCCUCCCUGCUCUCACCCGCGCGGAUCGCCUGGUUCCCGCCAUUUUUCCCCCUUUUUACCUAAAAGAGGAGGGGGAGCCACUCACCAGGGAGCCGACUCAGGAUCUGAAACCAAUGGGCUAGUUUUGUGGGGAGAGUAAAACGCAAGCGCUCACACACGCGAUCUCCGGCGAGCACCCAGGGCAAGUUCGUGCUGCAAGGGCGGAGACGUAAGCCAACGCGUGUCUUAAUUAAGAUUUAAAAAAUACCUAUCCUAAGGACUCAGCGGGCCUCAUUUAAGUUCUGUCGAAGUUCCUCCCCGAUUCACACACACAGGGGCAUAUAUAGUGUGUAUAUACAUAAUAUAUAUGUAUGUAUGUAUAUGUAUGUAUACACACAUAUACAUGUGUGUGAGUGGGUGAGUGAGUGGGUGCAUACAUACAUACGAAUACAAUAGCCACGUUUGCGGGGGUUUUGAUAGGUUUUUUUGGGCAGGCGAGUUUGACCUUCGGGCAAGAACCGUGGCGAUGACGGGAAUCGUCCAGGGAAAACAGCCCAUUUUGAUAACCCUUUUUAAGCGACCGGAGUCGAAUUCAAUCGAUUUUUUUAAGGCGACACAAAUCUCCGCCCCUUCCUUUCCCGUCCUCCCCACUUUGAUGGGCUAUUUAAUUUCUAGGACGACCCCGUUUCAGCUUUGGCGCCCCUCAUUUUUUCGCUUUGUUUCGGCCGCAGCCCUGCGCCCUCUCGGAGCAGCGGGCAAGCGACGCCUAGCUCACGUAGACCCGAGAGACCUCCAAUCUGGCGAAGACUUUGUACAGAUAAAGCAAGCCGCUGUUUCUCCCCCUUUUCUGCAUGUGCUGGUCCAAAUCCAGAGAACAGAAGCUGUUUCGAAGAAUGAACCCACGGUGAAAUAGGAUGUUUUGUGUAGAUAAAGCAUUCUUGUUACAUACUGGUCGAUUUGUGAUAUGUUUUAAAAAAAAAUACUGUCUGUGCUUAUUUAUUAUGGAAUUUUGGGUUUCUUAAUAAAUGUUUGAGGCUAUUACAAACCUAUGAUUUGACUUUUCCCAGCGAGUUGGCACCACAUUAAUGUAAAUGGAUAAAUAAAAUAAUUUGCUACGUGCGUAGUGGGAACGACGAUUGUGAGAUAAGGGGUAUUUUAAAACGAGUGAGCAAAUAAUUCAUUUUUCCUCCAGUUUGGAAUGGGGAGAGUUGUCACAUGUUUGGGAAUAGUCCUCUGAUUUUGCAAUGAAGCUACAGCAUUCCUUAAUUACAAUUUCAAUAAACCGCUUGAUCUCUUUGUGUCAAAUGACUUCGUAUAAGAAGCAAGAUUCUAAUGGAAAUAUCGGCAGCGUGAAAUAUCUGAAUCUAAAACAAGCACUUGCUUGUAAGAAUGCACAUAUAAGGAUUACAGCAAAAAUAGCAAAUACCCAAGUUCCUUUGUUCUGGUGGUGAAACAUUUGCAAAAAUAAUAUUUUUCUUCGUAAGUUCAGAGCAAAACAUUUGAUCAGACCAAGCUACCAUAGAGGAGACAAGGCAUACAAUAAAAAAAAUCUUCAGAUUUCCUAAAAAUAAUAUUGCUUAUGUAUAUUUCAUGUUGAUUACUAAGUCUGUAAAUGGCAAAAAGAGAAAAAGAAGCCACCGUUUGUGACUAUAUUGGUAAUAAAAAAAGGGCAGAGAUUAAGAUGGUAGGCUUAGUUAA
Molecule: messenger RNA, 2916 nt
Organism: Crotalus tigris (Tiger rattlesnake)
Lineage: Eukaryota; Metazoa; Chordata; Lepidosauria; Squamata; Viperidae
Gene: OTP
Product: orthopedia homeobox
Exons: 3
Coding region: 184-1161 (325 amino acids)
Biological process (GO): regulation of DNA-templated transcription; neuron differentiation
Molecular function (GO): DNA-binding transcription factor activity, RNA polymerase II-specific; DNA binding
Source: RefSeq, a predicted model, not a curated record